Messenger RNA from Macrobrachium nipponense, 1091 nucleotides. RefSeq lists its product as uncharacterized. Gene Ontology annotation, cellular component: membrane. The record is from RefSeq and is a predicted model, not a curated record. Gene Ontology annotation, molecular function: ligand-gated monoatomic ion channel activity. The transcript is spliced from 5 exons. The coding region runs from base 1 to 825 and encodes 274 amino acids. Lineage: Eukaryota; Metazoa; Arthropoda; Malacostraca; Decapoda; Palaemonidae.
AUGUUGACGCAGUCCUCUAUGCUUAAUGAAGAAAAAAUAGGGAUACAUGGAGAUGCUACAUCAAAGAAGAACCCGAACGGAGGAGAAAGAAAUUACAGAAGGAAGGUUGGUCAACAGAGCAGAGGCUGGCAGACCAACGGCCCAGAACACACCAGCUACCUCUCGCCCUUCGUCACCACCCUCAACUCCUUCGGCCUCCUCGUCAAGCAAGGGCUGGUGACCAUGCCCUCGCGCCCUAGCAACAAGAUCUUCAUCCUGUUUCUGCUGUUCUACGUCUUCAUCAUCACGACUGUCUACGGCUCCAAUCUGACGGCCUUUUUGACGAUCACGAGGCAGCCCCCGGGGGUCGAGACCUUCAAGGAGCUGUACGAGUCGAAGUUGGAUCUCUACGCCCUCGGCCCGUUCCCCAAGUCCGUGCUGGCCAACUCUGAGAACAGUUACCACAGGGCCCUGGCGGACCGAUGUUACAUCAUGGCGUUUCCCGAAAUCCGGAAGCAGGUGUUGUCAGGCAAGGGCGUCAUGAUUAAUGGGCGUGGGUACCUGGAAUUCGCCCGCGACCAGCUGGCUACGGCCAAGGGACGCCCCAGGGCCAGGCUCGUCAAGGAAUGCUUCGCCCCAUUCAGCGUCGCCACGGCAUUCCAGAUCUACUCCCCUCUGAGGGACAGGUUCAGCGAAGUCCUGGAAGACUGCUGGAAGCGGGUAUACUCAGGAGGUGGUACCUGGAGAACAUCAGGCUUUAUCAGGAGUUCAAGCAGCGUGACCUCAAAGAAGGCCUCAUUCAGCCGGAAAACAUCGACGACGAAUACGUCCCCGCCGACGGCGUGAUUACCCUUGUUGGGCAUCGACCACCUGCAAGGGGCAUUCAUCAUCUUGGCCUUCGGGUGCUUGCUUUCGCUUUUGUCCUUCAUCGUCGAGGCCAGGUGUCCUCACAAGCCACCCGAGGAAUUAUAUAAAUAAUUCUGAAGUGCUUGGGAAAUGUCUACCCCUAUGGUUAUCGAGUUUGUUUAGGGUUCAUUAGAAGAUCUUAAAGAGUGGAGUGAGAACAAAAGACGGCGUUCGGUUCGUUCCAACAUUCUGCAGCAGCCUUUAGG